Miscanthus lutarioriparius is the source of this 3177-nucleotide messenger RNA. Lineage: Eukaryota; Viridiplantae; Streptophyta; Magnoliopsida; Poales; Poaceae. The record is from the annotation of a GenBank genome assembly.
AUGGACGCCUCCUCAUGCUGCCGCGUCUUCUCCACGCAGCGGCUCCGCUUCCCGCUCCGCAGGCUGGCGGCGCCGCCGUGGCCGCAGCCGUUCUGCACCGAGUCCAGCGGCGGCCUCGUCGCCCCGUCGACCUCCAAACGGAGGUCCAGGGGCCCCGUCAUGGCCGCGAAGAAGGCUGCGGAGGGUGCAAAACAAGAGGAUGGAAAAUAUAAGCACACUGUGGAUCUCCCGAAAACAACAUUUGGGCUGAGAGCGAAUUCUGUACAACGGGAGCCAGAGCUCCAAAAAUUAUGGGACGAGAAUCAGGUUCUGAAAAGGGUAUCUGAAAGGAACACUGGGCCUGCAUUUGUUCUCCACGAUGGCCCUCCGUAUGCUAAUGGUGAUCUUCACAUGGGCCAUGCGCUCAAUAAAAUCCUCAAAGAUUUUAUAAAUCGCUACAAGCUGCUUCAGAAUCAUAAAGUGUCCUUUGUUCCUGGUUGGGAUUGCCACGGCCUUCCAAUAGAACUAAAAGUUUUGAAGUCAAUGGAUAAGGAAACUUUGAGUGCUCUUACGCCCAUAAAAUUAAGGCAAAAAGCUGCAAAAUUUGCUAAAGCAACAGUCGAUGCACAAAUGAAAUCUUUCAAGCGGUAUGGUGUAUGGGCCGAUUGGGACAACCCUUAUCUAACUCUGUCACCGGAAUACGAAGCUGCUCAGUUGGAAGUAUUUGGUCAAAUGGUUAUGAAAGGAUAUAUCUAUAGAGGACGAAAGCCUGUCCAUUGGAGUCCAUCAUCACGUACAGCUUUGGCAGAAGCUGAACUGGAGUAUUCCGAAAAUCACAUUUCCAGAAGCAUAUAUGCCGCAUUCAAGAUUACCAAUCCAUCUAAAUCUGGGAUGCUAGACGAAUUUCUUCCAAAUGUAUCUUUGGCCAUAUGGACCACCACUCCAUGGACAAUUCCGGCUAAUGCUGCUGUUGCUGUGAACCCGGAGCUUACUUAUGCAGUAGCUGAGGUACAGUCUGUAUUCGAAAGUGAGUCAACAUCUGGUGGUAAACAAAGAAAAGUUGGAAAUAUAUUGAGUUCUGAGAAAGGAAAAUUGUUCGUUAUUGUGGCUUCUGAUCUUGUCACAAAUCUUGAGUCCAAAUGGGGUGUGAAGCUUGUAGUCCACAAAUCAUUUCCCGGAUCUGCCUUGGAGCACUGCAGGUAUGCCCAUCCUGUGAAUGGCAAUGAAUGUUCUGUCGUUCUAGGAGGAGAUUACAUUACAACUGAAUCGGGCACUGGCCUUGUUCAUACUGCCCCUGGCCAUGGCCAGGAAGACUACAUAACAGGUUUGAAGUAUGGGCUUCCUAUUAUUUCUCCCGUGGACGAUGAAGGGAACUUCACAGCUGAAGCUGGACAGUUCAGUGGUUUGUCUGUCCUGGGGGCUGGCAAUACUGCAGUUGUGAAGUAUCUGGAUGAACAGUAUUCACUCAUUUUAGAAGAGCCAUACAAACACAAGUACCCCUAUGACUGGAGAUCUAAAGAACCAACUAUAUUCCGAGCAACUGAGCAGUGGUUUGCAUCUGUGGAUGGUUUCCGUAAUGCUGCAAUGGAUGCAAUCAGACAAGUAACUUGGGUUCCUUCUCAGGCACAAAACAGGAUUGUUGCCAUGACCUCUAGCCGUUCUGAUUGGUGUAUUUCACGUCAGAGAACUUGGGGUGUUCCUAUUCCAGUUUUUUACCAUGUGGACUCACAGGAACCUCUUAUAACUGAAGAAACUAUUGAACACGUCAAGGCUAUUGUGUUGAAGAAAGGUAGCGAUGCAUGGUGGUAUAUGACAACUGAGGAACUUCUUCCAGAUAGAUAUCGGGACAAAGCAUCUGAAUAUCGCAAGGGAACUGAUACAAUGGAUGUUUGGUUUGACUCUGGCUCUUCAUGGGCAGCUGUUUUAGCAAAAAGGGACGGUCUUAGUUUUCCUGCGGAUAUUUAUCUUGAAGGUUCAGAUCAACAUCGUGGAUGGUUCCAGAGCUCAUUGUUGACUAGCAUUGCUACUACAGGGAAGGCUCCCUACUCCAGUGUUAUUACACAUGGAUUUGUACUGGAUGAAAAGGGUUUCAAAAUGAGUAAAUCAGAUGGCAAUGUAAUGGACCCAGAGAAAAUCAUUGUUGGUGGCAAAAACCAAUCGGAAGAACCUGGCUAUGGAGCAGAUGUUCUCCGUCUAUGGGUUUCUAGUGUUGAUUACUCUACCGAUGUGUUGAUUGGUCCACAAAUCUUGCGCCAGAUGUCUGACAUGUAUAGAAAACUACGAGGCACGAUGCGAUUUCUGCUGUCGAAUCUCCAUGAUUGGAAGCCGGAUAAUUCUGUGCUCUACAAUGACCUGCCAAAAAUUGACAAGUAUGCACUUUUCCAACUGGAGACUGUCAUGGCUUCCAUGAAGGAUAGUUAUGAAAGUUACCAAUUCUAUAAAGUAUAUCAGAUGCUUCAAAGAUUUGCUACUGUUGGUUUGUCCAAUUUCUAUUUGGAUGUUGCAAAGGAUCGGCUUUAUGUUGGAGGCCGAGUUAGCUUCACAAGGAAAAGCUGUCAGACUGUCCUCAUGGCACAUCUGCUCUACCUUGUUAGGGCCAUUUCCCCGAUUAUGCCUCACCUAGCUGAGGAUGUCUGGCAGAACCUACCUUUUCAAUACACCUUGCAGGAUGGAUCCCUUGCAAACUUUGUUUUUGACCUGAAAUGGCCAGAAAAGAAUGAAGAAUGGCUCUCAGCCCCGAAGGAUGAUGUUGAUUUCCUGGGUGUUAUCCUGGAGCUGAGGUCAGAGAUUAACAAAAUUUUGGAGAAUGCUCGCACUGGAAAGUUGAUUGGUUCAAGCUUAGAUGCGAAGGUUUAUCUCCAUACCGAAAGUUCAGAUACAGUAUUAAAGCUGAAGGAGCUAUCUUCUGCAUCUAAUGACGCAGACGCUCUGCAUCGCCUCUUCAUUACAUCUCAGGUGGAUGUUCUUCCAAUCCUAAAUGAAGAAAUUACAUCAUCUGUACCAUACACAGGAAAGUUCAGUAACCCACGCACUGGAGACAUAUGGAUUGGUGUGACUCGUGCGGAUGGUGCAAAGUGUGAGAGGUGUUGGAAUUACACCCAAGACGUUGGAUCUUUCCAUGACCAUCCUACUCUUUGCGGUCGGUGUUAUGGUGUCAUUGAUUUGCAGCCACAACCUGCUGCCGCAUCUGUCAGUUGA